CAGUAGAUUCGCCGUUCAAAUUUGAUAAUUAUGAAUUGGUACCAACCGCCAGGAUUAGUCUCUUGGCAGACUUCAAACCCAAAUUCAAGUUGGUUUUGAAUUAGUCGUACACUUCUUUUGUAGCGCUUCCAUAGCUCCUCUGCCCCUUCAUAAACUUCAGCCCCAUUUACCUUAUCGAGAAUCCACAAACUAUUUCAAAUUCUCAUGCUUGUCGGUGGACAAUGCUUCUGGCUAUCCCACCAAUUGCACAGUCUAUUGCAGUAGAAUUCAAGCACGACACUUUCCGUACCCACCAAAGUCGGCUUCUUCAAUUGCUGAGCCACUGUACUGAUUUGUCACAGCUCAAGAAAAUCCACGCUCGCGCACUUCGUAGCUUCUCGACCCACGAAUCAUCUCUCUUCCUCUUUAGCCGAAUUCUCCACGUUUCAUCUUUAAUUGAUUUCGAUUAUGCCUGUCGAGUUUUCGAUCGAAUCGAUAACCCCAAUUCGUUCAUGUGGAACACUCUCAUCGGUGCUUGUGCACGGAGCUUCGACCGUAAAGAACAGGCGAUUCUGCUCUUCUACAGAAUGUUAGAAGAAGGCUCUGUUGAACCAGAUAAACAUACUUUUCCUUUUCUUCUUAAAGCUUGCGCUUAUGUAUUUGCUUUAUCUGAAGGGAAACAAGCGCAUGCUCAUAUUGUAAAACUUGGGUUGGACUCGGAUGUUUAUGUUGGCAAUAGCUUGAUUCAUUUAUAUGCUUCUUGCGGGUGUUUGAAUUUUGCACUGAAGCUGUUCGAGAAAAUGCCUAAGAGAAGUUUGGUUUCGUGGAAUGUGACGAUUGAUGCAUUUGUUCAAUGUGGACUCUUCGAAAAUGCUCUCAAGCUAUUUGUUGAAAUGCAGGACGUUUUUGAGCCCGAUGGAUAUACAAUGCAGAGUGUUAUAAGCGCUUGUGCCGGUAUUGGGGCUUUAUCUCUGGGGAUGUGGGCUCAUGCUUAUGUUUUGAGGAAGGCCGGGGGGGCUAUGUCUGCUGAUGUCCUGAUCAACUCCUCACUUGUGGAUAUGUACAGCAAAUGUGGUUCUUUGAGAAUGGCUCAGGAAGUAUUUGAGACAAUGCCCAAACAUGACCUGAAUUCAUGGAAUUCAAUGAUUCUAGGACUUGCCAUGCACGGACGGGCGGAGUCUGCAUUGCGGUGUUUCUCUCGGUUGGUCAAGAUGAAGCAGUUUCUGCCCAACUCUGUCACGUUCGUCGGCGUUCUUAGUGCGUGUAACCACAGAGGCAUGGUUGCUGAAGGCCGGAAAUAUUUUGAUAUGAUGGUUAAUGAAUACAAGAUUGAACCGCGGUUGGAGCAUUAUGGAUGCCUUGUUGACCUUUUAUCUCGCUCUGGUUUCAUUGAUGAAGCUUUGGAGUUGGUGGCAAAUAUGCAUAUAAAACCAGAUGCAGUGAUCUGGAGGAGUCUUCUUGAUGCUUGUUGCAAGCAGAAUGCUGGUGUCGAGCUGAGCGAAGAAGUGGCAUUGCAGAUUCUUGAAUCUGAAAAAGCAGCUUCUAGUGGUGUUUAUGUGCUGUUGUCCAAAGUUUAUGCUUCUGCUUGUCAGUGGAACGAUGCUGGGCUCGUAAGGAAAGCGAUGGCCGAUCAGGGUGUGGCAAAGGAGCCUGGCUGCAGUUUGAUAGAAGUAGAUGGUAUUAGCCAUGAGUUUUUUGCAGGAGAUGCAUCUCACCCCAAGAUCAAGGAGAUUUAUGAUGUUAUCGAUCUGAUUGAAGAAAAACUAGAGAAGGAUGGUUAUUCACCUGACUAUUCACAGGCAACCAUGGUAGACGAACCAGAUAACGUGAAACAGCAAUCUCUUAGGCUGCAUAGUGAGCGACUUGCCAUUGCCUUUGGGCUACUAAAUAUGAAACCCGGUAUGCCGAUACGCAUAUUUAAGAAUCUCCGAGUGUGCAAUGACUGCCACCAGGUAACCAAGUCAAUUUCUCGAAUUUUCAAUGUAGAGAUUAUCAUGAGAGAUCGCAAUAGAUUUCAUCAUGUUAAGAAUGGCUUGUGUUCCUGCAUGGACUUCUGGUGAUUUAUUGUACACCAGCCAUUAAAGUUAUAAUUCAAUAGUACAGAAAUGUAGAUGGGAACUGUUGGAAAAUCAUUGUAAUGCCAAUUAAACGUGAAUUAACGAAAUUCCUGAAGUUGAAACCUUUCCAAAAUUCAUAAUCACACRGCCCCCUGAAGGUGUAUGGGCCUUGUCAGUAUAUCACAAAGGCGAGGCUGCAUAGAACUUAAGUUUUUUCAUUUAAAUAAUACAAAAGGCUUCCUAAAUUCGGCUGCAAUGACUGGUAUGGAAAACUACAUCUAUCACAAGGAAACUUUAAGAAAGGGGGAAAUAUUCACAUCUUCUGGGAACCCCUAAUUAACAAGUAGUUAGAAGAUGCAAAAAA
This is a messenger RNA of Momordica charantia (bitter melon), 2400 nucleotides long. Its product is annotated as pentatricopeptide repeat-containing protein At1g59720, chloroplastic/mitochondrial. Gene Ontology annotation, molecular function: zinc ion binding; RNA binding; protein binding. Gene Ontology annotation, biological process: RNA modification. The record is from RefSeq and is a predicted model, not a curated record. NCBI's taxonomy places the organism in Eukaryota, Viridiplantae, Streptophyta, Magnoliopsida, Cucurbitales, Cucurbitaceae.